Molecule: messenger RNA, 348 nt
Organism: Cinara cedri
Lineage: Eukaryota; Metazoa; Arthropoda; Insecta; Hemiptera; Aphididae
Source: the annotation of a GenBank genome assembly
AUGACUUUUCGCGGUCAUUACCGUUAUUCCGGUUAUGGUUACGGGCUGUACACGCUGAACAGUGACACGGCGACGACGACAACGACGACCGCCGACCGGAUCGCAGUGCCGUUUUUUCCCUCCGCCGACGCGACAAACGACCGGGCAAUUAUUGUCCGAGCGUUGCGACCGCCGUCGCCACCGCCGCAGACUUCACUCCUCUCGCAGUACGUCCGGACGGAACGUUCGUCCGGAGGACCGGGAGGCGUGGUCGGUCCUGAACGGAUCAAGAGAUACCGCAGAUACGCGCACGCGGACCGGGGCUCGAGAGAGAACGCGACUUGCGUUUCGAGGACGGCCUGCGAUUGA